AUGGCUGGAGAACCCCCCACCUCUACCCUAUGGCUGGAGAACCCCCACCUCUACCCUAUGGCUGGAGAACCCCCACCUCUACCCUAUGGCUGGAGAACCCCCCACCUCUACCCUAUGGCUGGAGAACCCCCCACCUCUACCCUAUGGCUGAGAACCCCCCACCUCUACCCUAUGGCUGGAGAACCCCCCACCUCUACCCUAUGGCUGGAGAACCCCCCCACCUCUACCCUAUGGCUGGAGAACCCCCACCUCUACCCUAUGGCUGGAGAACCCCCCACCUCUACCCUAUGGCUGGAGAACCCCCCACCUCUACCCUAUGGCUGGAGAACCCCCACCUCCACCCUAUGGCUGGAGAACCCCCCACCUCUACCCUAUGGCUGGAGAACCCCCCACCUCUACCCUAUGGCUGGAGAACCCCCCACCUCUACCCUAUGGCUGGAGAACCCCCCACCUCUACCCUAUGGCUGGAGAACCCCCCACCUCUACCCUAUGGCUGGAGAACCCCCCACCUCUACCCUAUGGCUGGAUGAACACCCCGCCCCCCCACCCCCAUGUUAUCUCCUAGAGAGGAACAAGGCCAGUUUGGGUUCAGGGGUGAAGGAGCAGUUUCCUGGAACAGAGGUGGACAUGUUUGCCCAUUUCAUAGGUGAGUCUCUGAAGAGGACCAAGGUCAGGGACUGUGUGCCGUCUCAGGGGGAGAUCGUAGCCUUACUGACCAGGCAGGAAAUGACGACUACGGUCUACUGCCACGGAGGAGGAUCCUGCAAGAUCUCCAUCAACUCACACACCACCGCUGGAGAGGUGGUGGAGAAGUUGAUCCGAGGCCUGGCCAUGGAGGACAGUAGAAACAUGUUUUCCCUGUUUGAACACAACAACACUACGGACCGGGCUGUGGAGAGCAGAGUCAUCGUGGCUGACGUCGCCAAGUUUGAGAGGUGGGCUCGGGCGGGGCCUGUGGGCCAAACCCUUGAGCGGAGGCGGACCAGCUUCCUGGACGGGACACUGCGCCGCAGCGGGCUGAAGACGGGCUCCAUGAAGAAACAGAAGAUGGAGGAGGAACAGAUGCUGGAGAUGUGGGUGAAGGAGGAGACUUCAGCCACCAGAACCUCCAUCGUAGAGAAGUGGUCCAGACUUCAGGGACUGGACCAGCACACUGCCAUGCUCAAAUACAUGAACAUCAUCAAGGAGUGGCCUGGAUAUGGGUCCACACUGUUCGACGUAGAGUGUAAAGAAGGAGGCUUUCCUCAUGACCUGUGGCUGAGUGUGAGUGCAGAGAACGUGUCGGUCUACAAGAGAGGAGAACCCAAACCUCUGGAGACGUUCCCCUACGAACACAUCAUCUUCUUCGGCGCUCCACAGGCCACUACCUAUAAGAUCACAGUGGACGACAGAGAGAUGUUUUUUGAGACACCUCUGGUUGGAGAGAUCACUAAGAUCAUGAAAGCCUACAUAAACAUGAUCGUAAAGAAGAGGUGCAGUGUCAGAUCUGGGCCCAGCUACGGAACCAACUGGAUCAGGUGAGAUGUGGGACAGAACACAGCCCAGUUGGCUUCCUACCGCCCCUGACCAGAAGGCUACAAGGCAGCAGGGUCCAUGAAGACCGGACUGUUCUCCUUAACUCAGAUGUCUGAAUAACUGAAAUCGGGCUGCUACUCCAGAACUCGUCCAACUCCGGUGUCCCAACUCCGGUGUCCCUCAGUGUGGUACGCCAAGCCGACAUUCUAGAACAUUCUAGAACAUUCUAGAAUGUGUAGCGCUAAAAGGCGGAACUGCGUUCCUCAACCGUUUCCUAUUGCUAUUCUAUAGCUGUCGACAGAGUGGAUACCACGUUACCUUCUGCUAUUAUUUACAUCAAUUUAUCAAUAGUAUGGACCAAUCAGGGUGUCAAAUCAAAUUUCCUUUUGUAUCAAGUUCUACCAUUUUCCAAUGGAUUGAGAGAGAAAUGUUUCACUGUCAAGCCUUCCCCUGACUAGCUCCCCUUUCCUUAUAAGAAUGUUGUCUAUUUUUAAAUUGGCAAGUGUAAUUAUUUUUAUUAUAAUAACAUAUGUAAAUGAAUGGGCGCCCAACUCUACCGUUAUAUAUUUACAAUGAGAAGAAGUUAUUUGUCUAAGUAAGGUUGAAAGACUUUCCCCUCAGGUUUUUCUGAGCAAUAGGAGUUGAAUCCCAAACCAACCACAGACCCAGGGAGUUGAACCUCUUUACAUUUGAAUGCCUUAAAUGGGUUCACUGCUUCCAUCCAUGUGGUUGUCUACUUUGGACUUUAAGUAAUAGUUUUGACUUUCAGGAAUGGCAUCCCCAAGCCAGGGUUAUGUCAGGGCUAAUAGCUUGAUGGUUAUAACCAGUUAUAAUGCUAGUGGCAGAAGCUGCUAUUCUUUAGCCUGGUCCCAGAUCUGUUUGUGCUAUUGCCUACGCUGAUUAUGAAGCUUAACAUGUUUGAAAUGACAAUUCCAUAAGAAGUUGGCAAAAGAGCAGAAAAGCAGGCUGGUGCCCAAAGCCAUUCUACCCAGUGCCCGAGAAGCAGGUGUUUAACUCUGGGGAAAUAACACUAGUAUUUUAUAUAACUAGAACAAACCAAUAUAUAAUCCAUCACUACUAUAUUCAGGUUAUUAUUUAUUUACUAUAAAGGCAGUGGUUUAAUAUAGAACAUUUUGCUUAAUUCGAAAGAACAUCAUUAUAGAAUUUAGUCUGAGGGAUUUGAGGUUUUAUUUGUUAUUUUGAUUUGAAACCAGUUUUGUCCUUCUAACGGAAUGUUUUGUGUGACUGAAACUGUUGGAAGAGAGCGUGACGUGUUGGUGAAACGAGCAGGAAGGUUUUUGUUUUUGUGGUUUUUGUGUUACUGAAGUAUUGUUGGUCACGAGCGAUAGAGCAGGGUUAACCAUUUGGCACCCCAACUUUUACGAGCAAAUAUUAUCUUCAAAAUGGUUGGACACAUGACUGUAAAAAAAAACACCUGCACCUCAGCUCCAAAUGAUUAACAUUUUGGAUAUCUGUUCUGAAGUAUUUCCACGCCUAAGUGACAUUGACUGCACAAAACAUUAAGAACACCUACUCAUAUUGCGUUUCACCCUUUUGCCCUCAGAACGGGGCAUGGACAAUACAAGGUGUCCAAAGUGUUUCACAGGGAUGCUGGCCCAUGUUGACUCCAACGCUUUCCACCGUUGUGUCACCUGGUCAGUCUAUGUCAUGGAAAGACCAGGUGUUCAUAAUGUUUUGUACACUCAGUGUAUAUAUGUGAUUGUAAGCAAGGUUUGAAAUCAUUAUGUAUUAGUCAAAUAUUCUAUCCUAUUUGGGAUUAUUGCGGUCAAUUUGCAGUGUUAUGAAUGAUGUUCCAGCCCCCUGACCAGCCAUUCGCUCAAGAAGCAAAAUCGUCCCGUGGCUGAAUGGAGUUGAUGAUCCCUGCUAUCGUGCGUCGUCGUGGGAGGGGGGUUGGGAUAUUUAUUAUGUGUAAUUCUCAUAGUCAGGAAGAGAGGGUCAGGAGGACUCACCAGCAAACACAGUGAGUCAUGUAACAGAUGGAGCCAUACAGGUGAGAGUAGAUGGAGGUAGCCUCCGACACCAGCGAACACAGUGAGUCAUGUAACAGAUGGAGCCAUACAGGUGAGGGUAGAUGGAGGCAGCCUCCGACACCAGCGAACACAGUGAGUCAUGUAACAGAUGGAGCCAUACAGGUGAGGGUAGAUGGAG
Molecule: messenger RNA, 3684 nt
Organism: Oncorhynchus masou masou (cherry salmon)
Lineage: Eukaryota; Metazoa; Chordata; Actinopteri; Salmoniformes; Salmonidae
Product: unconventional myosin-X-like
Exons: 7
Coding region: 1-1521 (506 amino acids)
Biological process (GO): signal transduction; axon extension
Cellular component (GO): axonal growth cone
Source: RefSeq, a predicted model, not a curated record